GUGAAACCGCAGUGCCACGCGGAGUGAGAGACGAGGCACGCGCCGUGCGCGGCACACAAAGCCGGGGCCGUCGGUAGAUGGCGGUAACCCAAGAAAGCCUGAUCCAGCGGGCUCCCGUGCACUCCGGCUCAGUUUGCAGCACUCGCGUUGGAGACACAGAGGAGCAGAACAGUUUGAAGGACAUCAAGAAGAAAGAGCAGGGCUCGCGCCGGGUCCUCUCCAGCUGAAGGCGCAGCCCUCGCGAGCAGGCGGCGGACCCGCUUCACCACACACACACACACCCACACCCGCACGCACAGAAACCCGAACACCAUGGAAGACAAAUCCAACUCGUUUUCCAGCAAUAAGGAGGAGAAGGCGGACGGGAAUAAUGUGUUUCAAAGGCAAGACUCGAUACAGAAGAACAGCACGGGGAGCCAGAACACGAAGGACCACGGCAACUCCGUGGGCUUCAAGGGGGAGCGGGAAGAGGCCAUGGUCGGCUUUGAUGAUUUGGACGGGGCGUCCAGGCAGUAUGGUUUCAUGCAGAGGCAGUUUGGGGCGAUGAUGCAGCCCGGAGUCAAUAAGUUCUCCUUGCGUAUGUUCGGCAGUCAGAAAGCCGUGGAGAAGGAGCAGGAACGGGUCCAGACGGCCGGGUACUGGAUUAUUCACCCGUAUAGCGAUUUUAGGUUCUACUGGGACUUGAUAAUGCUCAUCAUGAUGAUGGGGAAUCUAAUCAUCAUUCCUGUGGGAAUAACCUUCUUCUCAGAGCAGACUACCACGACCUGGCUGGUCUUCAACGUGGCUUCGGACACCAUCUUCUUGGUGGACCUGGUCAUGAACUUUAGGACGGGGAUUGUCAACGAGGAAAGCUCCGAGAUAAUCCUCGAUCCCAAGGUCAUCAAGAUGAAUUACCUGAAGAGCUGGUUCGUUGUGGACUUCCUGUCCUCCAUUCCAGUGGAUUAUAUCUUUCUAAUAGUGGAGAAAGGCUUUGACUCUGAGGUUUAUAAAACAGCACGAGCACUGCGAAUCGUCCGCUUCACCAAGAUCCUCAGUCUCCUCCGUCUGUUAAGAUUGUCCCGGCUCAUCAGAUACAUACAUCAGUGGGAAGAGAUUUUCCAUAUGACCUAUGACCUGGCGAGUGCAGUGGUAAGAAUAUUUAAUUUGAUAGGGAUGAUGCUGCUUCUGUGUCACUGGGAUGGCUGUCUCCAAUAUCUGGUGCCUCUCCUUCAAGACUUUCCCCCUGACUGCUGGGUGUCCCUAAAUGGUAUGGUUAACGUGUCCUGGGGGAAGCAGUACUCUUACGCCCUCUUCAAAGCCAUGAGCCACAUGCUGUGCAUCGGGUAUGGUGCCCGGGCCCCCGUCAGCAUGUCUGACCUGUGGAUCACCAUGCUGAGCAUGAUCGUAGGCGCCACGUGCUACGCUAUGUUUGUGGGCCAUGCUACUGCUCUUAUCCAGUCACUGGACUCGUCACGCAGGCAGUACCAAGAGAAGUAUAAACAAGUGGAGCAAUACAUGUCCUUCCACAAGCUCCCAGCAGAUAUGCGGCAGAAGAUCCAUGACUACUACGAGCACCGCUACCAAGGCAAAAUAUUUGACGAGGACAACAUCCUGAGUGAACUGAACGACCCGCUCAAAGAGGAAAUUGUCAACUUCAACUGCCGUAAGCUGGUGGCCACCAUGCCUCUGUUUGCCAACGCAGACCCCAACUUUGUGACCGGGAUGCUGAGCAAAUUGAAGUUCGAGGUUUUUCAGCCCAAUGACUACAUCAUCAGGGAGGGCACGGUUGGAAAGAAGAUGUACUUUAUUCAGCAUGGUGUCGUGAGCGUCAUCACCAAGUUCAACAAGGAGAUGAAGCUGACUGAUGGAUCCUACUUUGGAGAAAUCUGUCUGCUCACUAAGGGCAGACGAACAGCGAGUGUGCGUGCAGACACGUACUGUCGACUCUUCUCACUCUCCGUUGACCAUUUCAAUGAGGUGCUAGAGGAGUACCCCAUGAUGCGACGGGCUUUUGAAACCGUCGCCAUCGACCGAUUGGACCGCAUCGGGAAGAAGAACUCAUUGCUGCUGCAGAAGUUCCAGAAGGACCUGAACGCCGGCGUGUUCAACACACAGGAGAACGAGAUAUUGAAGCAGAUUAUCCGUCAGGACAGGGAGAUGGUGAUGAUGGUGGACCGCAAGCAGUCGGUCACUGGGAUGAACUCAACCCCGGUAUCAGGAAACUCCAUCAUUAACUCACCAGCUCAGCCUCCCUAUUCGACUGCCUUUGGUACCACUCAGCUGCAGCAGUCCUCUGUACCCAUGACCUAUAGUGCUUCAGCUAUUGCCAAUGCCUCUGUUGCUCGCAUGCUGCCGGUCGCUGCUGUUGCUGCAGCAGCAGCGCAGGGAGGUUACCCAAUGCCCAGUGUUUCUCACAGUAACCUAAAUUCUUCUUCACAAACACCACUGCAGCAGCAAGGGACAAUCAUGUCUCCUUGCUCCUUUACAGCUGCCAUGUGCAGCCCGCCCGUGCAGACCCCACUGGCCAGCCGGAGUUUCCAGUACGGCUCACCCACAGCUUCCCAGCUGUCGCUUAUCCAGCAGCCCAUCGGUCAACCAUCUCUACCCAUGCAGCAACAACUCAGUCAGCAGCCUGCUGCCGCCGCCGCCGCGGCUACAGCAGCCUCGGCAGCACAGCAGCAGCAGGUUCCCUCACCUCAGCGGGGAGACAUCCACAAGAGCACACAGGCUCUCCAGUCAGGCAGCUUGAGUCGAGACGUUCGACACCUAUCGGCUUCCCAACCGUCCCUGCCACACGACACAUCCCUGGGGCCCAGAGCUCAUCCGGCCUCAGGAGACUCUCUGGCCUCCAUUGUUCUACCGACGGCAGCAGCCAUCAAUCUACAAAGUGGCAUCCGCACUACAGUGCCCCAGCGGGUCAAUUUGUUCCGGCAGAUGUCGUCAGGAGCCUUGCCCCCGGUGCGCUCAGCGGCAUCGGUGGCGGCGGCGGCGGC
Messenger RNA from Austrofundulus limnaeus, 2972 nucleotides. It is a transcript of the gene hcn1, whose product is annotated as hyperpolarization activated cyclic nucleotide-gated potassium channel 1. Gene Ontology annotation, molecular function: voltage-gated potassium channel activity; RNA binding. The record is from RefSeq and is a predicted model, not a curated record. Lineage: Eukaryota; Metazoa; Chordata; Actinopteri; Cyprinodontiformes; Rivulidae. Gene Ontology annotation, biological process: potassium ion transmembrane transport; regulation of membrane depolarization; sodium ion transmembrane transport. Gene Ontology annotation, cellular component: axon; dendrite; HCN channel complex.